Orbicella faveolata is the source of this 3411-nucleotide messenger RNA. RefSeq lists its product as uncharacterized. Gene Ontology annotation, molecular function: signaling receptor activity; protein binding. Gene Ontology annotation, cellular component: plasma membrane. The record is from RefSeq and is a predicted model, not a curated record. Lineage: Eukaryota; Metazoa; Cnidaria; Anthozoa; Scleractinia; Merulinidae. Gene Ontology annotation, biological process: positive regulation of JNK cascade; positive regulation of canonical NF-kappaB signal transduction.
AGUAUAGGGUAGCAAAAUUCAGCUGAACUAGCUCUGGUUUAGGCUAAGGGUUACAGGGUCCCAGACGGCACAUCCCUACCCAGAAAUUCCCAAAGUACCCGCGGACAUUUAUAUAAAGUAAGGCAUCCUGCAUAUUAAACAAUUCCUACAGUCUUUGCCCAGACAAAGAUUUUGUAUACGUCUAUGCGUGACGCAUGCGUUUGGUGUCCGUUUUAAAAAGGAACGACUGCUUACGUGUUCACGUACAAGUUUCAGUCCAAGCAGUUUUUUUUAUGGUCCCUUACGAAGCUUUUGAGACCUUGAGAGAUCUAAAACCUAAAAGGAAUGAGUGCAUUGACUUACCGUGUUUGAUUUCAAGCAAAAUCGAAUCGCCGAUCAAUAUAUGGCAUGUAUAUCGUUGCUUGGAUGACCAUGUUCUAUUUUUCCAGACCGUAAAAAGUCAGUCUUUAGGUAUACAGUCCUAACUUGACUAACUUGACUUAUUUCAGUUAACUCGUUUCAAUAAAAGCUUAGAAAAAGCCGUAGCUAGUAUAGCGACGAUGCAAGCUACCUAAUUUCGAUGCCGAAAUAUGACACCCACACGUGCUUUGCCUACAUAUCAAAGGUCCUUUGAACUGUGACGGGAGGGGUUUUUCCCAUGCUCUUUCAAUCAUCAGAUAAAAUAGCAUUUCGCAAAGUGCAUCGCUCCUUAACCUAUUUGGAGUUCGAAGGAAGAGCUUUGUCUAUCGGGACAAGCAAGACCGUUUCGGGAAUCUUCUGGUGGAGGUUGUUCCAUUGUAAAGCCAUGUCCACUGUAAUCAUCCCUGUGAUCACGAAUGCCUUAAUGAUUUUAUGGGUAUUUUCUCUCUGCACGUUUUCAGCGCAAGAAACAUAUCGCCGGAAAUGCAGAUGGAACCAGAUUACUAUAGGGAGACCCGACAAGGCAGUUGAAUGCUUGGACUGUCCCAAAUGUCCCGAGGGUCUGGGCUUGGUCCCGCAGUGCGGAUCACUUGCUGGGGCUAAUGCUCCUGUAAAGUGCGUACAGUGCAAGCCAGGUGAAACUUACUCGGAUAAGCACGACAUCUCAUCAUGUAAGCCAUGCACUAUCUGUGACCCUAACGAAGAGAUGAUUAGUCCUUGCACUGAGACAAAGAACGCGGUUUGCGGAAAGUGCAAUGCUGGUUACUAUCGAGCAGUAACCGGCGAUUGUCAUCCGUGUUCCUGGUGCUGUACCGACAGCAAAGACUGGAAGGAAGAUAUAGAAAAACAGUGCAGGGAACAGUCUAAUCUUCCAGCCAAGCAGAUAUGUCGCUACGAUGUCAACACUAUCAAAUGCGCACCUGUGGCAAGCACAUCUCCGGCCUAUGCUUCAUUGGUAGCCACCCCAAAACCUGGCGGUUUGCAAGCCAUGCAGGAUACCGAGCCAGCCAAAGCCAACAGUGGAUUGUGGCUGAUUUUAGUCGCUGCUUCUGCUGCUUUUGCUUUGUGUGUCUUAAUUGUCACACUGUUCAUUUGCUAUCGCAAAAGGGAGCAAACGCUGUCCCAGUUGCUGUGUUGUACGCGAGGCUGCGAGACUACGCUUCCAAUACAAGCAGUUGGUAAUCCUGAACCACGGUCACAUUUAGUUGUAAUAGGCGGCAAGCAAACCAGUGGGCAGAGGGUGUAAAAACCGAGCUACUGACUGGAAAGACAAAGAAGGCUCCACGAGUCCAUAGUACCUUUUGUUUGGUUGAUAUUUCGUUACAUCAUGUAAAGUGUUGCAAUACAUACUACGAACAUAAAACGGACUCUCUGCGAGUUCUGACUCGAAGGAUACUGUUGUAUUGACUGAUAGAACAUGUGAUACGCUGAAUGGACAAAACGUCACCUGCACUGUUUUAAAGUUUCGUUAUAAAAAGGAAUUGACUGUCUUCAAGCCCUCUCUGCCAGGCCUCUCUUAAUCAUACUCUUGCUCCUAUUACUUCAAAAUAAUCGUCACUACGAGUAAUUUCCCUGUGUAUUUCUGAAUUCCGGCCUUGUGAGAGCUCGAUCUUUGUGUCACCUGAUAAGAUUCAUGCGAUCAAGCCGUUAGCGAGAGAAUUCAUAUUUUCAACUGUUAGGAAGAACCAUGCAACAUUUCCUCAUCAAUCGACACAGAGAGACAGAGAGAGAGAGAGUCAGGUAAAAGACAUAUGAUGAUUUGCGUCUUCUCGGUGUGCGAGGCCUUCCGACGAUCAAUUUUCCUUGCCGACCGGGACAAGUGGUAGUUCGGUCAACAGUCGGAGUAGUGAUUUACGUUCCGGUUCGUUAAUUUGGACACAAUUUACGAUCACAGUCAGGUGCCGGCGUUAUCAUAAGUCUUGGCCUAGGACCAAUAGUUCUACAAAUGCUGACUGUCCCAGUCAACAAGUUUAUAUCAGUUAGUUAUAGCCUGGUACGUUAUUUCCGUAAUCUGCUAUCAAAGUGUAGAUGGUUUUCAUCCUGACAUGAUCAAAGUAGGUGUAGAUGUGGACACACUUGACUGUUUUUUUUACUGGUGUCUGUAAGGGUUAACCCGCGUACACUAGUAUUGAGAGCUAACCUGACUGUAGAAUCAGUGAUACUUAGCCUAAUCUGAGCCGAGCACUACUGAUUUAGGCUAACCGUUGUGCUAUUUCCUCAUUUGGUGUAAGGUAAACACAGGAAAAAUGACUAAAAGUAACUGUUGGAGAGAUUCCGUGUUUCUUUAAAUGCACGUCUCUCUUGGGCCAGUAUUGCGAGAAUAGUGGGACAAAAUCAUAUAUUUCUCCCGUGAAAACAUUUUUCCUGAUGUUUAACAGUUUGCGUAAUGAGGCGUGCGCAAUCACAGUUAGUUACCACGAUGCAACGCAGACGAUCUCUGUCCGUCUGUACGAUCCGCACAAAUCGCACGGAUCGUCUAACCGUUUCACCGAGGUUAAGACUCAAGAAUAUCACUUGCAAUCAAUGAGAUGCAUUUUUCGGUCUGUACAUUGACCGGAAACAGUUAACAGUCUGUCAAACUGUACAGAUGAUAAAGUUGUUUUUUUUCUCCAGCUGUAUCAGUUUGCCGACACUGGACAACCCUCAACUAAGGCCCAGUUCACACCAGCGAAGUCAUGUCAUGUUUGCAGUGUGAACAUCUUGACAUAAUGGCAACAUAACAGCAUGAACAUGACGACAUCAGGGAAAAAAACCCUGAUAUUUGCCGGCGUUAUGUCUUUAUGUCGAUGUUCAUUCACAUUACCGACAUAAGCGAUUAUGUCGUUAUGUCAUUAUGUCGCUGGUAUGAACCAGACCUAACGGGAUAGAAAACAAUCGGACAUAGAGUGUAAUAAAUCAUCCUUUUAUUUUUAAGCUUUAUUUUCUGAAAUAUAAUUUUGAUAUUACUAAUCAAUAUGUUCUCAGAAAAAGAUAUAUUUUUAAGCUCCCAUUAAAGUUGUAUUCUAGUUUUUU